Molecule: messenger RNA, 2142 nt
Organism: Ostrinia furnacalis (Asian corn borer)
Lineage: Eukaryota; Metazoa; Arthropoda; Insecta; Lepidoptera; Crambidae
Gene: Pax
Product: paxillin
Exons: 9
Coding region: 252-2054 (600 amino acids)
Source: RefSeq, a predicted model, not a curated record
UAUGUGAACAAUGUGUUAGGCUGUGCGCGAUUUUUGCGGCUGCGCCUCGAGGUGAAUCAGUCCUGCAUUAGUCUAUAUGAGAGUCGCCCGCGCCUCCUUAGCCGGCAUAAGGAGAUAUUUAAAUUUAGAAUCCCUCUGCCCUUGGUUUGGGGUUCCUUUUUUUUUUUCGCAAGUCGCUCGACCAGACCAGUUUCAUGUGAUCAGUGGUUGCCGAAAUAACUAACUCGGAACGGGUUUGAAUUUGUAUCAAGAUGUCAAGAACACAUUAUACGGUAAACGACGACGUUUAUGGAAAAAUAUUGAAGACCAAUUCGGAUUUGAAACCGCAGACUGACUAUGCUGAGGUGUACGAAGCUUGCGAAGGAUUAGAUGCGCUGCUCGCAGACCUCCAGAACUCCAUCAACCCUGGCGCCCGCGUCGGCAGUCCAGUCGGCCGGACCAGUUCCCCUGGUGGCCGGACCGCGUCUCCUGGUCGAACCAGUUCCCCUGGCGGCAGGGGGGCCUCACCUGGCCGGCUCAGCUCGCCAGGCGGCAGUCUAAGCUCCCCCACAUCCACUGGCUACGGCUCUAUUAAUGGAUCGAGGAAUAUCAGCUCGGAUUACCACAAACCCAGCUCGCCUACGUAUCAAAACACAAGUUCAAUACACGAACGCACAGUGCCCGUGAAGUAUGGCGGCAGUCAAGCGAGCUAUGGUGGCCACACGCCCUCGUACAACACAGGACAGUCCGCCGGGUACGGCCGGACCACCGGCCGGGGUAACCUGACGGAGUUGGAUAUACUGCUGGACGAUUUGGGCAACGCAAGAUAUGGGAAUUACGCUGAUAAGAGCGCUUACAGUGAACGAUCUGUAACAGAUGGCUACGCAAGGACCAAUGGAGCGACUAGUCCUGCGUCCUCAAGGCCGACCGUGGACUCACUCCUCGACCAGCUCAGCACAGACGUGCCUAAUGGCCGUGCAUCAACAUCACCCGUUCCGCCAUCGUCCGGCACACUACCCCGGCCCGGCACCAAGCAGGUGACCGUCACGGUGCAAGAGACGGUGGUAGAGCCGGCGCUGCAGCCCCCGCCGGCGCCGGCGCCGGUCCCGGCGACGACUGUGGCGCGGCACCAUCACCACGCCUCCAGCGCCACGAAGGAGCUCGAUGACCUGAUGGCCUCGCUGUCGGACUUCAAGGUCAGCGGAACAGGAGGAGAGGGCGGAACCCACGUGUAUCGCGAGAAGCGCGCGUGGCAAGAACACUACCGCAGCAGCCCCAAGCAGCCCGAAUCCGCCUCUCUCGAGCAUAUGCUCGGAUCCCUCCGCGCAGACAUGAGCCGCCAAGGAGUCCAGACGCCCCAGAAGGGAUGCUGCAACGCCUGCGAGAAGCCCAUCGUCGGACAGGUGAUCACCGCGUUGGGUCGCACGUGGCACCCUGAGCACUUCACCUGUGCCCACUGCAACCAGGAGUUGGGCACGAGGAACUUCUUCGAGCGUGAUGGCCGGCCGUACUGCGAGCCGGAUUACCACAACCUGUUCUCGCCGCGAUGCGCCUACUGCAACGGGCCGAUCCUCGACAAAUGCGUGACAGCCCUGGAGAAGACUUGGCACACGGAGCACUUCUUCUGCGCCCAGUGUGGGCAGCAGUUUGGGGAAGAUGGUUUCCACGAGCGGGACGGCAAGCCCUACUGCCGUGCCGACUACUUCGACAUGUUCGCGCCCAAGUGUGGCGGCUGCAACAAGCCCAUCAUGGAGAACUAUAUCUCAGCGCUCAACACACAGUGGCACCCCGAUUGCUUCGUCUGUAAGGAGUGCCGCGAGCCCUUCCACGGCGGUUCGUUCUUCGAGCACGAAGGCCAGCCCUACUGCGAGACGCACUAUCACGGCAAGCGCGGCUCGCUUUGCGCCGGCUGCCACAAACCAAUCGCCGGCCGCUGCAUCACGGCCAUGUUCCGAAAGUUCCAUCCCGAGCACUUUGUGUGCGCCUUCUGUUUGAGGCAACUCAAUAAAGGCACCUUCAAGGAGCAGAACGAUAAGCCGUACUGCCAUAUGUGCUUUGACAAGCUGUUUGGGUAGAGGUUUGGUGAGAUAUAUCACGAUAUACGAGAACCUACGCUCGUAGACUGGUAACAUUCGUGACAGAAUCAAUUCUUCAGAAAAAAAA